GUUGGAUACUUUGUAAGUAGUUAAACUAAUUUUUAAUUACUUUAAACUGUUUUUAUUGCCAUAGAUGUUAUCUUUUUAGUUGCGGAGUCCACCUGUGGGCAUUUAUCCUCAAUUUUAUUGUACCAGAAGGUGGUGCAAAUUGAAAGAGUACAUCCAUUAACUUUAUAUUAGUUUUUAUUUAAAUUUGUCAUUAUCAGCAUACAUGACUGUGGAUUUAGAACAGAGUGGACAUUUCUGCAUUUCCAGCAGCACAGUCUUUUGUUCCUUUUCUGACAUCUCUCUUCUGUUUGCCCUCUGCUUCUUUCCUGUGGCUGGAUUGCAGCUCCUGUCACUCCACGCCAUGUUCAGCAUAUGCUGCAGAAACUUGGUCCUCCCUCUUUUAUGAUGCUGUGUAAAAAUUGCUUCCUUGGUGGUGAAUCUGCUGGCAUCAGAUAAGACGACUACAGGGGUCAUAAUUCCAGUUCAACGCCCCCUAGUGGAUGUGGACAGCGUAAGCAAAGACGUCAGCUUUGUACCUGUUAAAUAUCCACGCCCACUUCAGUUUAUUGUAAAGGUUGUGUUCAGUUGAUCCACAUAAUGGGAUGUGCCACCGAGUCGCUCCGCUGCUUUAAGCUGCAGCGGGUCAACAUAUUGAACGCAGGAGGCGGCGCGACAUGCGCUGAGUCUCCGCGUGGCGUCCUGCGUGGGCUCGGUGCCGCUCAAUGGUCGUGAUUGCAUUUUAAAGUCAAAAAGGAGAUAGACUUUGUCACACGUGGCGGUUUGAAGGCGAGAGAGGAUCCGCUGGUCUGGCCCUGUCGGUUCGGUUCCCACCGAGAGAGGGAAAACGGGAGACAUACGGAAGACCACAUCCACGGCGCCACCUCCACUCAGCAUCCCGCGAUGACCGUGACAGCGGCACAAAGCCCGGCCUCCACUCACCACACAUGCACGGCGGCAUGGGUGCGUCUCCACGCUGGUUUUUGCAGAUGAGGAUUUGCAGCGCGGUUGCGCAAUGAGGCAAUCUGGAAUCAAGUAAGGACUUUAUUGAUACAUAAUCAGACAAUAUGGCCGAUCAGAGCAACAUCCAAUCCGCCGCCUCCAAGAGCAUCCGGCCCUUUAAAUCCAGCGAGGAGUACCUGUACGCCAUGAAGGAGGACCUGGCGGAAUGGCUGAACACCCUGUACGACCUGGACCUGACAGUAGACACCUUCGUGGAUGGUCUGGAGACAGGCUGCGCCCUGUGCCGGCAUGCCAACAAUGUCAACCGGGCCGCCCAGGACUUCCAGCUGGAGUACCCCGAGGCGGCCCAGUCCAUGAAGCUCCCCCGCAAAGAUGUGGUCUUCCAGUCUCGCAACGUCAGCCCAGGCUCGUUCCUGGCUCGGGACAACGUGUCCAACUUCAUCAGCUGGUGCAGGCAGGAGCUGUGGAUCAAGGACGUGCUCAUGUUCGAGACCAACGACCUGGUGGAGAGAUGCAACGAGAAGAAUUUCAUCCUCUGCCUGCUGGAGGUGGCGCGGCGGGGCUCCAAGUUUGGCAUGUUGGCCCCCAUGCUCAUUCAGCUGGAGGAGGAGAUUGAAGAGGAGAUCCGAGACCACCAGGUUAACCUGCAGAUGGACCCCGGUGAGCCGGAGGAGCAGAGUCCGCCCAGCAGGUGUUUCAGCCGCAAGGAGAGCUGCCACAGCGUGGAGGACGAGCCGGAACCAGAAGCUUUCGUGUGGCCUCAGAAGAGAGUUUUAUGUGACAUGAGAAACCUGGACGAGCUGGUUCGUGAGAUUCUGGGCCGGUGUUCCUGUCCAGCACAGUUUCCUAUGGUUAAGGUGUCAGAAGGAAAAUACAAAGUGGGAGAUUCCAGUUCACUGAUCUUCAUAAGGGUCCUUCGUACUCAUGUGAUGGUGCGUGUUGGAGGGGGCUGGGACACAUUGGAGCACUAUUUGGACAAGCACGACCCGUGUCGCUGUGCUGCCUUUGCCCAUCGCUACCAUCAAGCUAAAGGUCAAGGUCAGGGAGGCCAGAGCAAGUCCUCCAGUGCACAUUCAUCCCGCUCCACUAGUCCUGGUCCACACUGGCGUAAUGAUGGCAUGGCACCUUACAAAGCAACCUCCUCCGGACCGUGUGCCUCUUCCUCCUCCACAAGGGCAGGCCACCCUCAGAACUCGACUGCUCCUCAUGAACCCGAACCUCGUAGUGUUCUUCCACGGCCACCCAGGGACCGCUCUGAGCCACGGCCCAUCAAUCCUAUCAGGAACAGGGAGACAAAGCUGCCGGUGACCCGUCGUCUGUCUGCAGACAGUGACUCUUCCACAUCUUCUUCCAAAGGAGGAGGAAGCGGGCGUUUCUCUCUAGGUGGGACAUUACACCGCUCUAGUAAAGAGGUUGUCCUUCUUGUCAAUCGCAAGGAGGGCAAGCAUAUUAUUGAGAGGCCUGGAAAUCAAACCACCCCGCGUACCGCAUUGCCCCGUGCACGCAGCCAGUCUCGGGAGCGUUCGGCGCUCACUUCAGUACUGAAACCUAGCCCGCCACAAGCUCCGGAUGGAGUACGCCGUUCAUGCACAGAGAGGGGCCGAUCCCUUGCAAACGAAGGCCCCAGAAGGCUCCAUGCUCCACGUUCUCACAGCCAGAGUAAAGGUCCUGGGUACAGUCGAUCGAGUGAAGCCAUAGUGGGGUCUGGUCCCACCCACAGGGAUCCUCUUCCAGCAGAGAGACGAGAGGACUCUCGCAAUAAACAAGUGCCCCCAUCUUCCCCCAGAGUAGGCGGUUUGUUCUCCAAGAGGCAGUCAUCCUCAUGCACCAACUCACCCAUAAAAGGAGUACAAAACAACAACAGCCCCAGUAAAAAGACAAUAAAUACUCCCAGACCCCCUCGUUCACCCUCUACAGGAAAAGGCAGACUUCUGCCCCCAGUCACUUCAGGAGGUCGACGUUCUCCUCAUUCGUCUCCACGGAAUACUCAUAAUAAUCAUCAAGCUACCCGCUCACUUCGAUCGUCCCACGUCCCUCGGUCUAAUGGGCGAGGCCACAGUAGGAACUGUUCUGGGCAGGAACAUCAGCAGCCUGACGAUGAAGGGCUGGGCUUAGGCUUCCAGAUGCUGCCAUCGCUGGACCCCCAGAGAGAGCAGGACCUGUAUCGCAGCUUUGAGGCUGAGUACUUAGCCAAUACGCAGCAAGCCAGAGGCGGAUUGAGCCGAGGAAUUGGCCAGCAUUGUGUAAGAACUCAUUCCGUGCCAACGCUCAGUGAUUCUCACAUCACAGAUUCUGCUUAUUCCUCCUCUAACUCUUCCUCAUCAUCCUUGAACGUGGGCGCAAAGAUAGGUACCCUGCCGAACCUCAGGGAGUCCAAAAGAGCUAACCUUUGCCCGUUUCCCCUAGAUGACCCCUUGAAUUUACUUUAUAGACAGAAUUUUGGAGGACCACACAACUUUGGUCAAGGGGAGCCUGAACACUGUAGAGAGCAUGGAGGGAGUUUAAAGAAGCACCCAGCCACGGGCGAGAAGUCACAUGGGGACUCAAACAGAAUUGUCAAUCAGGUAGCUCUACAAGCUAUCCAUUGUAAAAAUAUGAAUGGAGACCAUGGAGGUCCUCCUACAGAGGGCCAACAAGAUCAUGGUUGGCCCACAACACCACAAGGAGAUGUCCCUGUUGAGAAUCACCAGCCAAGCUUACCAUAUGAUGUACAUAGUGAUGACAGUGAUGGCCUCCCACCCCCAGAGGCCUGCCCAUCACCUGUCCCCCUCCCGCCAUCUGAGGACUGCUCCUUCCAGGAUUCAUCCAGUGAAAACUCUUCAAUGUGCUUUAGCCUAAGCGAAUCACACUCUGAAUCCCCCCCACCUUCAUCACUACUGGCCAAUGGCGACACAUGUGUGGAAGGGCUGCACACAAAAAAAGACCAAAAGAAGUGUGACAGCGUAAACAUCAUUUCAAAGCACAAACUGGCAAAGAUGAAACCUCGCUCUGACAACAGGCCAGGAAACAGCCCCUCACGCAUCCCCACACUGGUCAACUACCGAGAUACGCAGGUUCAUGAGGACCUUUCUCCUUGCCACACGCCGCCACACUCCCCUGAGAGCUCUUACACUCCCUCUCGCAACAUCCUGCACCAGGCAAUCACUGAUCGCACCUUCCCUGGAAAGUCAGGGAGCUUGGACACUGAAGCUUGGAUGUAGCACAGAGCAAGAGGAAACAGCACAUGCCGGCGGUGUUGUCCUUAACAAUGACUACUGUGUAAUUAAAAAAAAGACUGAGCUCAUAGACUCUAUAUUGCAUGUCACAUUGCUUUUAUUUUGCACUCAAGCCAAAUUAUUUAUUACCAAAGGAAUGUUGUUUAACAUGACAAUUACUGUCAUUUAUUUGAAAGUGUGCUUGGGGAUCAUUUUGCCAAUCAUUGGGGUUUUUUUUUAUUUCACAUUUGCAGAGCGAUAGAGCGAGAGAGCAUAUGUGCUGCCAUGUGCCCCAUGAAGGGUAUGGUCAAGUGCCAGAGAUGUUAAAGCUGCAAUUUCCCAACACACAAAACCUUAGUCAAAGGCGUUGGCGCCCUCUUGUGGUUUGCUAUGGCCUUGCAAGUCAGAAAACUGAUCAUCCUCUCCCCUCUAGAGCUCUUUUUAUUUAACUUAGUAUACAUUUACAGUAUAUACAUGGGUAAGGUUUUGUUUGAUGCAGUAAAAGCAUUUAUUGUCAGCUUUGGAUUCAUUGUGUUUGGGCCAAUGAGGGUUAUAUUGCUUUGUUGUCACUGUCACUGACAGAAAUGAGUUUUUGCCUCCAACCAAAACAUACAUUGGAACACACUGCGUGAUAUACAUGUACAGAUGUCAGUAGCUUAGUAGAGAAUGAAUGUGUAAAUAUACAAAUUCAUGUUUGUGGGUGCUUUGUAUAUAAGAUGGCAAUGAAUAUAAUGUACAUAUGUUGUUGUAUUAAGUCCUGUGUUGCCUUAGCUAUGCAAUAUUGGCGGUGAAAUGCCUUGAUGAGUCCCUUCGCCUUAAAAUAUUCUCACAGGUUACGUUUUGAAUGUUUCGGUUAAAAAUCACAACACUACAUUGCGCUAAUAAUGGGAAUGUUCAUUAUUACCAAUUUGAAUUCAGUGUACAAUUCAUGCUCAUUUAAAGAAUUAUUGCCUAUCAAUCCAAAUUUGUUUGACUUCAUCGUGGAAAGACACACCCAAUCUUCCAUAGAAGAAAAUAUUCUGGUUCUAAUUGACCCAAAGCCUCUUGCAGUGGUAUGAUGACAUUUGAUUGAUAACGAGUGACUUUUAACUCCAGCGUCUGCAUAAAUAAUAGAUAUGUAACGGGAUAUUAAAGGCUUCUGCUGUCAUCUCUGCAUAAGCUCGACAGCUAGAGUUCAUUUGAAAGUUGUGUCAGUGCCCUGCACGUGUCUGAUCUUAAAAAAAACAGUGAAUUAACAGUAAUAACACCCAUGACCAUAUUGUUAUCUGUUUAAGGAGACAUUUCAGGCCACUGACACUCUUGACUGAUCUUAAAAUGACUGUGUAUACAUGUGUGUACAUAUUGUAUGAGUUGAAUGAAAGAGAAGUUAAUAUUUAUUUAUUUAUGAAGUGAUGUCUCAUUGGACUCACAUUGCAUCCUUGGCCAAGGUACGGUAACUGCCCUAUUUGGAAAAACAUGCAUUUUUUAGAUGCCUGUAUUAAAAUUUUCAUGAAUUUAAAGAGACAUAUUCUGUUAGAAAUCAACCCAGUCAAAAACUGUUAAUAGUUGUUUUGUGGCUUUGCGAAUCUAAACGUGUUUUUCAUCUUGUAAAGGUCUUUAAAACUGAUUGAAUGCAUAUUGUUUGGUUAUUUAUGGAAGUCGAUCAGGAAUGGAGAACUGUGACAUAUAGUUAAUCUCAUCAAAUUAAUCUACUCUCAAGAAAAAAUAACUAUUUAGUAUUCUUUUCUCUGCCCCCAAACCAGCAAAAUCUGAAUGUUGUAUGCUCAUGUUUUCACUUGGAGUCAGUCUAUUAAAUGCACAAAAACUUUGAUGUACAAAGAAAACUGCAAUACUUCACUAUUGUUUUUUUUUUCCACAGGUGAAAAUGCUGUCAAUUUGUUCUUUUAAUAAAUACUUUCCUCUGAAGUCUGAGAAUGA
This is a messenger RNA of Doryrhamphus excisus (bluestripe pipefish), 6050 nucleotides long. NCBI's taxonomy places the organism in Eukaryota, Metazoa, Chordata, Actinopteri, Syngnathiformes, Syngnathidae. The record is from RefSeq and is a predicted model, not a curated record.